CUGUGUGAUUGGUGCUCGGCUGGUUCUGUCUGCCCGCGCUCACUUUCGCUUUGCCCUCCCCCUGGCGGUGGACGCGCUCGGCGCUCGGCUGGGUUGAGGCUCUCCGGAGCGGGAGGCGCGCGGCUCAUCAUGGCGUCGGACGGGAUGAUCUUAACCAACCACGAUCACCAAAUCCGGGUCGGGAUAUUAACAGUGAGUGACAGCUGCUACAGAAACCUGGCUGAAGACCGCAGUGGAAUUAACCUUAAAGACCUUGUUCAUGACCCAUCCCUGCUUGGAGGCAUAAUCUCUGCAUACAAAAUAGUCCCUGAUGAGAUAGAGGAGAUCAAGGAGACACUGGUUGACUGGUGUGAUGAGAAAGAGCUCAAUCUUAUCCUGACCACUGGAGGAACUGGCUUCGCCCCACGUGAUGUCACACCAGAGGUACAUGGGGGCCCACCCGUUUGUGUUUGUGUCCAUGCCACUCGGGAGGUGAUUGAGCGUGAAGCUCCAGGGAUGGCCUUGGCCAUGUUAAUGGGCUCUCUAAAUGUCACGCCGCUGGGCAUGCUGUCCAGGCCGGUGUGUGGAAUCAGAGGCAAAACUCUCAUCAUUAAUCUGCCUGGUAGCAAGAAGGGCUCUCAGGAGUGCUUUCAGUUCAUCUUGCCCGCCCUGCCCCACGCCAUCGACCUGCUCCGUGACGCCGUGGUGAAGGUGAAGGAGGUGCACGAUGCUCUGGAGGACCUGCCCUCACCUCCUCCGCCUCUUUCUCCUCCUCCCGUCACUAGUCCUCACAGGCACACUGAGGACAAGGGCGUCCAGUGUGAGGAGGAAGAGGAGGAGAAGAAGGACAGCGGCAUCGCCUCCACAGAGGACAGCGGCUCCUCGCACAUCACCGCCGCCGCCAUCGCCGCAAAGAGUGUGACGUCCCAUCCCAGCCAUGCUGUUGUCAUGUCUAAAGGUGGGCUUCCCCUGACUGGCAUCACCCCCUCCACCACCACCCUCCCCUCUCAUUUCACCUGCUCCUGUAGUGAUAAGAUACCCGACUCAAUCAUUUCGCGGGGCGUUCAGGUGUUGCCCCGGGAUACGGCGUCUCUCAGCACCACGCCCUCGGAGUCUCCACGUGCUCAGCAGUCCCGCCUCUCCACCGCCUCCUGCCCAACACCCAAAGCGAGGCUCACCUCCUGCUCAUCCACCUGUUGUGUCACACAGGCUUCACGGAGAGAGUUCAGGGCGCACUUGGAUGAGGUCGUCACGCUCAAGUCAAGGUACUCUACCUUGGACCAGCUCCACUCUAGGCUGGAGGGGCUCAGGGCCGAUCGCAGGAGCCAUAGGACCUACGACUCGCGAGUGCAGUCGCGGUGUGGCAGCAAAGAGAACAUCCUGAGAGCAAGUCAUAGUGCAGUGGACAUCACUAAAGUGGCUCGGAGACACAGGAUGUCCCCCUUUCCCCUCACCUCUAUGGACAAAGCCUUCAUCACUGUGCUGGAGAUGACCUCGGUCCUGGGAACUGAGAUCAUCAACUAUAGAGAUGGAAUGGGUCGAGUUCUGGCUCAGGACGUUUACGCCAAAGACAACCUGCCUCCUUUUCCUGCCUCAGUUAAAGAUGGAUACGCUGUUCGAGCUGCUGACGGCCCAGGAGAUCGCUUCAUCAUCGGGGAGUCCCAGGCCGGGGAGCAGCCCACUCACACAGUGAUGCCGGGUCAGGUGAUGAGGGUGACGACAGGUGCUCCGAUCCCGUGUGGAGCUGAUGCUGUGGUGCAGGUGGAGGAUACAGAGCUCCUGCGAGAGUCUGAAGACGGCACAGAAGAACUGGAGGUCCGGAUUCUGGUGCAGGUGCGUCCAGGGCAGGACAUCAGGCCUAUAGGUCAUGAUAUAAAGCGUGGGGAGUGCGUUCUGGCAAAAGGAACACAUAUGGGUCCUUCAGAAAUCGGCCUCCUCGCCACUGUGGGUGUAACAGAAGUGGAGGUGCAUAAGUUCCCUGUUGUAGCAGUCAUGUCCACUGGCAAUGAAUUGUUGAACCCUGAAGAUGAUCUCCAUCCAGGGAAGAUCAGAGACAGUAACCGAUCUACACUGUUGGCCACAAUCCAAGAGCAUGGCUACCCCACUAUUAACCUCGGCAUCGUCGGAGACAACCCAGACGACCUUCUCAACGCCCUGAACGAGGGCAUCAGCCGAGCAGACGUCAUCAUCACGUCUGGAGGAGUAUCCAUGGGCGAGAAGGACUACUUGAAGCAGGUUCUGGACAUUGACCUCCAUGCACAGAUUCACUUUGGUCGGGUGUUUAUGAAGCCAGGCCUUCCCACCACCUUCGCAACCUUAGACACUGACGGCACUCGGAAGCUGAUCUUCGCUUUGCCAGGUAAUUUCACCUACAGAGACACAGGGGCGACUCUCCUCGAGGCCGUGCCCAUGAGCGACAGCGAGGCCAGCAGGCUGCCUGUGGCUCCGCCCCCACGCGGAAGUAACCCUGUGUCCGCUGUCGUCACCUGUAACCUGUUCGUCAUUCCUGCGUUAAGAAAGAUGCAGGGUAUCCUGGACCCACGGCCCACUAUCAUCAAAGCCAGGCUGUCCUGUGAUGUAAAGCUGGACCCCCGUCCGGAGUAUCAUCGCUGUAUAUUAACGUGGCAUCACCAGGAGCCUCUGCCCUGGGCACAGAGCACAGGAAACCAGAUGAGCAGUCGGUUGAUGAGCAUGCGCAGUGCCAACGGACUUCUAAUGCUGCCUCCCAAAACAGAGCAAUACGUGGAGCUGCACAAAGGAGAGGUGGUGGACGUGAUGGUCAUAGGACGGCUAUGAUGCUGUCUUAGGAGGACCAGUAAGCCCAGAGCGAAGUGGUGCAUGUCCACAUAUCAUUUACUACUCUGUAAUAUGCAACGGCACAGCAAGUUUUUAUCGAUUUGGAUAAUGAUGAUCAAGUAUAAUCAUAUAAACAUUUUGAAACAAAAACUUCUGAACAAAUUUAUGAGUAUUUCAAGACUUCAAAGACAUCCUAGUAUUUCAAAGAAAGAAAGAUAUACCUUUUAAAGAAGAUAUAUAUAUAUAUAUAUAUAUAUAUAUAUAUAUAUAUAUAUAUAUAUAAGAAAGAAAAGAGAUUUAUUCUGUAAUAUAUUAUAAUAAUAUAAUGAUUAAUAUAAUUAUAUAUAUUAUCAUCAUCAUAUUAAGCAACUCUCCUCUGUCUUUCAUCGCAAUUGCUUUUGUGUGCUCAGUGCUAGACCUUAUAGAUAGCAGUAGCAUUUUAAUAAAGAGCUGUAUGCGCCUGUCCAGAUUACAUCACUGGAAAAGAUUUAUUUAUUUUUUUUUUUUUUGAGGGACAGAACCGCUCGAGAUGACAGCAGAGUUUUUUCUCGGUUUCCCGUCUCUAUCGGACUCAUUCAACACCACUCGGUGCACCGAGGUGACCCAGCUUUUUUCCCUUUAGUAUUAUACUGUAUGCUCCAUUGAAGCUUCAUUGCACUUCAUAAAGGCCUCACAGAACUGCUUUGCUUGUCGUUUAUCUCGUGAGUCGUGUUUAUGUGCGCGGUGCCAAAGGCCUGGGCCGGGGAGGGAGUGGAGUGUGGUUAUGAAACUGAGAGACAAACGUUUGAUUAGUUUAUCAGUGUGGACUAAUGGUUAAUUUAUAACAGCAGCGCUUUGUAAUGGGCAUUUAAAUCCAGAGUUUAGCUUUUUCUUUUUUUUUAAUUAAAGCAGUUAAAUGUUGACUAAUCGACUAAUUAAAAGAAUCAUUAUUAGAUUAGUUGACUACCAAAAUAAUCAUCAGCCCUGUUAGCCCUACUGUUCACAAAUGACACAUCUGUGUCACCCAUAUAAUGUAAAACAUUGGAUUUGGUCCACAUUUACCUGCUGUGUCUAGUAGUAAAAUGCACAUAUGUUAGUGCAGUUUCUGUUAUCCUAGCUACUGAUUAUAUGGAAGGUACAUGUUCGAUUUGUGCUGCUGAAACACAUGAAAGAGCUGGAGCGGUCGGUCCGGCAGACUUCCUCGGUCCAAAACAUCCAUCAUAACCAUCUCUCUUCAUCGCUCCGCCCUUAUUACUCCCAACCCUGCCCUAUACCCCACCUCUUUAACCAGCCCCACCCACUCCUAGAGGCUGAGGGAGCUGGGACCUUUUAUUUCUUUGACUUUAAAAGGACAAUACAGCUUAUUUAAUUGCUGACAGCCUUUUUAACCUAAAUAAAUAAAUAUAUAAUGUACAGUCAAAACAUAUAUACAAACAAACAUAGAAAAGACAACGAACACGAGAGUGGUGAUGUACAGAUGUGUGACCAGCACUCCUUAUGGAAUAUAUUGAAGCAAUGAGGAGACAAAACUCUGUACUAUAAUAACUUUUUUUCUGUAAUGAUAUUCAAACUGAUGAAAUUAAAAUCCUUGAUCAUUCUGUAAAAAACAUGUGGUUCAGUUUCUCUUUUUAAAAUAAACAUUGAAAGAUG
Molecule: messenger RNA, 4404 nt
Organism: Astyanax mexicanus (Mexican tetra)
Lineage: Eukaryota; Metazoa; Chordata; Actinopteri; Characiformes; Acestrorhamphidae
Gene: gphna
Product: gephyrin a
Exons: 27
Coding region: 130-2775 (881 amino acids)
Biological process (GO): gamma-aminobutyric acid receptor clustering; glycine receptor clustering; molybdenum incorporation into molybdenum-molybdopterin complex
Cellular component (GO): postsynaptic membrane; cytoplasm; dendrite
Molecular function (GO): molybdopterin molybdotransferase activity
Source: RefSeq, a predicted model, not a curated record